GAAGAAUCAAGCCCCGCAGGCUACAGACAGGGCAGCUAUAUAUAACCCGCUUGCUCACUCCGGCUCUCCGCGCAUCGCUCGGGUUAUGCAACCCCCAUCGCGCCAGUAGCCACCGGCGCGCCCCACGGCUCCGCCCGCCCCGUUGGGGCAUUUCCCCCGGGACUUCGGUGCAGCCACCCGCCCGGAGGGACCGGCACCGGGGCUGGUCCCGGGACUGGUACCGGGGCCGGGCCGGGCCCGGCGGGGCGGGCGCGCCGCCUCGCCCCGCGCCGAUGCGGAGGAAGGGCCCGGGGAACGCCGCGGCGCUCCGAGGGGCCGGUGCCGGGCGUCGCCGCCGCCGCCGAGCAAGCAGGGAAGGGAGCGCUGGAGGAGCGCCGCGGCAGCCGCAGCGCGCCCGCCCGCCCCGGCUGCCGCCCGCAGAAGAUGCACUUCAGCACCGUCACCAGGGACAUGGAAGCUAUCUCCAGCCCCUGGCUCACCCAGCUGUCCCAUUUUUGCGAUGUUGCAGCUUUCACGGCCAACAGCCUGAGCAGCCUGAACGCCUCCGGGGGGUACCACCUCUCCCCCUCCCCGGGGGACCCGUACGGACAGCAUGAGCCGCCGCACUACGAGCCCUGCACGGCUCAGCAGCACCCGCACCCGCCGCCCCAGCCCCAGCACGGCUACCCCUUCGGCGGGGCGGCGACGGCGACCGGGGCCAACCCGCCGCCCCCAGGCCCCGAGCCUCCCGAGGGCGCCGGGGGAGCCGCCGCGGGGCCGGCCGCCGUCUCGGGCUGCUCCGCGGGGGCGGCCGCCGCGGUCAAGGCGCCGGUUAAGAAGAACCCGAAGGUAGCCAACGUGAGCGUCCAGCUGGAGAUGAAGGCGCUGUGGGACGAGUUCAACCAGCUGGGCACCGAGAUGAUCGUCACCAAGGCCGGCAGGCGCAUGUUCCCCACCUUCCAGGUGAAGAUAUUCGGGAUGGACCCUAUGGCUGACUACAUGCUCCUCAUGGAUUUCGUCCCCGUGGAUGACAAGCGAUACCGGUACGCCUUCCACAGCUCCUCCUGGCUGGUGGCCGGCAAAGCCGACCCCGCCACCCCCGGGAGGGUGCAUUACCACCCGGACUCCCCGGCGAAAGGGGCGCAGUGGAUGAAGCAGAUCGUUUCCUUCGAUAAGCUCAAACUGACCAACAAUUUGCUGGAUGACAACGGGCAUAUCAUUUUGAACUCCAUGCACAGAUACCAGCCGCGUUUUCACGUGGUCUACGUGGACCCCCGGAAAGACAGCGAGAAAUACGCGGAGGAGAACUUCAAAACCUUCGUCUUCGAGGAGACGCGCUUCACGGCCGUGACCGCCUACCAGAACCACCGGAUCACGCAGCUGAAGAUUGCCAGCAAUCCUUUCGCCAAGGGAUUCAGAGACUGUGACCCUGAGGACUGGCCCAGGAAUCACAGGCCAGGGGCCCUUCCUCUCAUGAGUGCUUUUGCCAGAUCCCGGAAUCCAGUCUCUUCCCCAGCCCACCAGAACGGGACAGAGAAAGAUGCUGCCGAGAGCCGGCGGGAGUACGAGCGGGAGGCGGCCGGCGGGACGCCGCUGCACGCCGAGGCCGCGCACCAGCAGCUCAUGUCCCGCGUCCUCAGCCCCGCGCUGCCGGGCGGCGGCGGCGGCGGCGGCGGCCUGGUGCCGUUGGGCGGCGCGGGCGGCGGCCGGCCCAGCCCGCCCCACCACGAACUGCGCCUGGAGCCCGCCGCCUCGGAGCCCCUCCACCACCACCCCUACAAGUACCCGCCGGCGGCGGCCGCCGCCUACGACCACUACCUGGGGGCGAAGAGCCGGCCCGCCCCCUACCCCCUCCCCGGCAUCCGCGGGCACAGCUACCACCACCACCACCACCACCACCACCACAUGAACGCGGCGGCCGCGGCGGCGGCGGCGGCGGCCGCCAACAUGUACUCGUCGGCCGGCGCGCCCGCCAACUACGACUACGGGCCCAGAUAACGGCGCCGCGCGCGCCCCGCGGAGCCGCCGACGGCGCGAGAGACUGGCGGCGGCGGCCGCGCGUGCCGCGACCGUUACCGUCCUUCCCCCCUUCCCGCCUUUCCCUCUCUUCCCGCCUUACGAGUGAGCUGAUAGGCCAGCUUGACCUGAUCGACAAUCGGAGAGCCCAAUCGCAGGAAGCCGGGGCCCCCCCCAUCCCGCUCCCCACCCGUCGGCGGGCCGUGAGGGCGGGCGGCGGCGGAGGUGGGGUGCGGGCGGGGGGGUGCAGGAGGCUGGCCGGGGCGCGCCGGGCGCUUCUCAUCGCGGUGUGACCCGCAGCUGCACUUUGAUAAACGAAGCCAUAUGUGGUUAUCUCCCUUCUCCCUAUCCCCGCGCCUCCGUUCUCGCGGAUGCCUCGCGAGUGCGCCGGGCACCGAAGACCGUAGGGCCGCUGGGAAGCGGCGGGAGGACGGGGAAGCGGCCGCGGUGAGGUGACUUGCCCCCUUCUCACUCGCCCGCCGGGUUGUCUGAUGGAGAUUUGGUGUUGCCGCCAGUUUUGGCGUUGCCACGGGUGUUUCCCAGCCCAGCGGGAUGUGUAACGUUAGCGCCGAGCAGGGAGGGCUGCGGGGCUGGCAGUGAGCACCAGCGGACACCAGCCCCCGGCAGUGGCGGGCCCCCCGGGGAUGGAGUGUAAUUCUGCACGUGUCGACGUAAGUCUCUCUUUUACCUCGGGCACGCAUGGCUUCCCUCACGGUUGGUUCAGGUGGUUCUUUGAGGAGACUGUCAGAGGAAGUAGGGUUUAGCUUAAGGGAACGCUUUGAAUCUUCACUGUCAGAACAAAUUGUCCGCUUCUCCUCUGGUCCUGACCUGCUUGUGAGUUUUGGGGUUCAUUGGGGCGGCUUAACCACAACAGCAUUUUCUGGAGCUGUUGAGAAGAGCCCAUGGCCAAGAGCACAGCCAUGUACAGCUUCUUGUUUUCACAACGAUGGAUGCUAAGGUUUAAAAACCAGCCUCGGGGUGGGGGGAAUACCUGCAGAAUUUAGGCUAUGUAUUCUCAGCAAUAGUUUGUGAACUGGCUGCUUCCCAGACAGCCUCACAGUACUGCCUUCCUACAUCCUUUUCCGAGCUCUUGAUGCUCUCCAGUUGAGAGGUGCCUUUUAGAGGAACUUCAGGGUUUUUUUUCCCAGAAUGCCUCACCCCUUAUAUUUGGCUGACCCAAACUGCAGUAGUCCCAAAGCACCUAUUCUGCACCUACCUGCUUGCUGCAUCUUCCCUCUUAAAGCUGGUAAGUACUUUUUUCUUUUUUUUCCUUUAAUAUCUUCCUUCAGUAGUCUUUCCUUAUUGUUGAAAAGAUGGGCCUGUUCAUCACAGUUUCUCCAGUGAUGUGUUUUGAGUAGCUGGCUUGUGUUUUUUGUCAGAUGUUCACCGAACGGCAGUCCCUUUGUGUUCAGAGAAGGUAUAGAACAGCUCCUCAGCUGUGUUGGUAUACAGUAUUAUGAACACUUUUCUGAUUCUUCCACGUGACUCUAUGAAAAGAAGGGGUUUUUUUGGUUUUGGUUUUUUUUUUUGAAGCCCUCUAUUCAUCCAUGUUUGUGCAUUUUCCCUACAAACCUUUUAAAACAUAAUCUUUCCCUUGUGCAGGUGGCAGUGUUAAUAGCAAUGUUUAUUCCGUCUUUGGCAGUGGGCUUUGGGCUUCGGGCUUCCAAAACUUUUUGGAAGGGUUUAAGAAGGGAUACAGGCUAACAUGAAUAUUUUAUGUAAUUUUUUUUUCUGUUAUAAAAAAAUAUAUCUGGAUCCAUGAAAAAGACUUGUGCAAGAAAUAUGUAUUUUAUUUGACAUUUGCAGUGAAUUGUGAGAUUCCUAGUAUCUGCCUAAACCAUAACUACUGUUCUCAGAAAGGUUGAUGUAAAAUAGCCUUGUGUUUAUUACUAGUCAGUGGGAAAUGGCUCUCGGAUGUGCUCUGUUGCUUUGCCGCUGUUAUAUCAGAGUUUUCAGUAUGAUUUGUUAUCUGUAAACUGAUUAGUGCCAAAGCUUUGGUCAAACGUUUAAUGAAGUUCUUAUAUUUAUUAUUUCCUUCAAAGAUUAUACAAAUGCUUUUUUUUUUCUUGAUAGUUGCAGUGUAGGAAAAAAGUGAAGACAACCAAAGAAUCAUAUCUGCAAACAGUGUAGAUACAUGUAGAUAUUUGUAGAUAUUUGUAGAUAAUCUUAUUUCAUUUAAAUUGAAAAGACAUUGGACAGUGACAUUUAUAAAUGUUUUUCCUCUUC
Molecule: messenger RNA, 4221 nt
Organism: Harpia harpyja (harpy eagle)
Lineage: Eukaryota; Metazoa; Chordata; Aves; Accipitriformes; Accipitridae
Gene: TBX1
Product: T-box transcription factor 1
Exons: 9
Coding region: 424-1977 (517 amino acids)
Biological process (GO): positive regulation of DNA-templated transcription; cell fate specification; regulation of transcription by RNA polymerase II
Cellular component (GO): nucleus
Molecular function (GO): DNA-binding transcription factor activity, RNA polymerase II-specific; RNA polymerase II cis-regulatory region sequence-specific DNA binding
Source: RefSeq, a predicted model, not a curated record